CAGUGAAGCUCAUUGCGAUGGCUUCACCUGCUAAUGCUAAAUCGACGGGGAUCUUAUCAAAGCGUGCGAUACCUCUGAUUCUGAUUUGCAGACGCGGACCCAAAAGAAGCUAACGUCACCUUCUUCUAGUAACUUUCUAGGGUUUCGGAGCGGACGAAAAUGGAGGACGAUGCUAUCGAUCUCACCGGGGAUGGAGGGGUCUUGAAGAAGAUCGUCCGGCGAGCCAAGCCCGACGGUGUCUCCCCUUCAGAGAGCCUCCCUCUCGUCGAUGUCCAUUAUGAAGGAGUCCUUGCCGAGACCGGCGAAGUUUUCGACACGACGCGCGAAGAUAAUACUGUGUUUUCCUUCGAGGUCGGGGACGGCUCAGUGAUCAGUGCUUGGGACAUUGCAGUGAAAACAAUGAAGGUUGGUGAGGUCGCAAAAAUCACUUGCAAACCUGAAUAUGCCUACGGAGUUGCCGGUUCUCCACCGGACAUCCCACCAAAUGCGACCCUUAUUUUUGAGGUGGAGUUGGCAGCGUGCAAACCACGCAAGGGUUCGAGCCUGAGCAGUGUCAAUGAGGAAAGAGCUAGGCUUGAAGAGCUGAAGAAGCAGCGAGAGAUAGCUGCAGCCUCAAAGGAGGAAGAGAAGAAGAAGAGAGAAGAAGCUAAAGCGGCCGCUGCAGCGCGAGUUCAAGCCAAGUUAGAAGCAAAGAAAAGUCAGGGUAAGGGCAAAGGAAAGGCCAAAUAAAUAAAAAGCUAUGUCUUUAGACUAUUUACAUAUAGCAUGAGACAAAACACAAUCAAGCUUCUCAACAUAUAGCAUUUCUGUACUAACAGUAAUUUAUUUUGGCUGAUAUAAUCGUAUUUAUACUGCCUAGUCUCCGAAGCUCUGGUUUUGUGGGGGAUGGAUCCUCAUUUCAGUGUGAAUUUUGUAAACUGAUCAAAGACCCCUAUCAGGAUCUUGAUUUCCACUGA
Messenger RNA from Punica granatum (pomegranate), 956 nucleotides. Lineage: Eukaryota; Viridiplantae; Streptophyta; Magnoliopsida; Myrtales; Lythraceae. The record is from RefSeq and is a predicted model, not a curated record.